GACAGGCAUGCAGAUCUUGUGAGUUGGAGGCCAGCCUGGUUAGUCUACAAAGCGAGUUCCAGGACAGCCAGAGCUACACAGAGAAACCUGUCUUGAAAAACAAACAACAACAAAAAUGGACAUGGUAAUACACACCUUGAGUCCCAGCAUUUGGAAAAUAGAUGCAGACUCUGUGAGUUGUUCCAGGCCAGCCUGUCUACAUAGUUAACUCCAGGCUAGCCAGAGUUAUAUAAUGAGACUCUGUCUCAAAAAGCCAAAAUAAAUAAAAAAGAUGAAAAUACUGUAAGUAAACUGAAGACAUGGUAGCUGACUCCGCUCAUUCCCACAGAAAAAAAAUAAACACUAUAAAAAUGAAAAUGUAACUGAAACCUGGCCUGGUGGCAUGGGCCUGUUAAUCCUUAUACAGGAAGGAGGAUCCAGAGUUUAAGUCUAAGCCUUAGAAUGAGUUCUAGGAAAGCCCGGGCAACUCAGACGCAGAGAGAUCUGCCUACCUCUACCUUCUGAGUGCUGGGACUAAAGGCAUGUACCACUAUGUCCCAAAAUAAUAGCUAUUUUUGAUUCCUAGUCUACUAUAGCCCGUUAGCAGACAUGCUACUUUGUUGUUCACAACUUCAAGUGAGUAUGAAGACUUGUUCCCUUUGACACAUGCACAAACGGAGAUUUAGAUUAAGCCAUCCGUUUGAGGAUAGCCUGUAGUUAGGAUAAGAAGCUGGGUUCAAAGUCAUGUCUGAGUGGUGCUUGCCAUUAUCUUUAGGUACUGUCUCUCACUGUACUGCUCUCGGAGGUUUUUCUAGGCCGUGGAUUUCAGGUUAUUUUAAAGGACUAGGUGGUCAGAGUCUUGCAGCAUGUUUACAGUCACACGUCAGCCUUGAAAGCGAAGUGGGCUGUGGCUGGACGGCAGAGGCCAGCACUGAGGUUCCGGAAGCCUAGAGGGAGAAGCUGCGGGAGGUGGGGCCAAGGGACUACCCAUCCCAGCAUUCCGCGGGCUCCUCCCUGCGGAGCUCACGUCACGUGGGCGGGACAGGCGACAUUCUGCCGUGGCGGCUGGGGGUUGCAGACCAGCGCUGUGGAGCGGGAGGAACAACCUUGUCGCCGCUGAUCCAGACUGUCCCAUGAUUUAAAAUUUGGCUGGAAUUUGUAUGUGACGCAUUCCCAGACCUUCCUGCAAGCUCAACGCCAGCUCCUUCUGUGACUGGGUCCAGAUACAGGUCCUUUCAAGACUGACUUCAUUGGAUCUACUGGCAAGGACCCCACCAGGUUUUCCUGACCUACUACGUCACUGUAAAGAGCCAUCGGGCAGGAGGACCAGCAUCAACAGAAGACGCACUGGUCUGUCAGCGCCUCUGCUUCACCAGGCAUAAUAACCUUACCAGCAGUGCGGAGUACCUUGUGGGACACCAUCACCCGCUGAUACUGCUGCUGCUGCUGCUGAACAGUUCAGACUAGAGGUCUGGCUUUCCUUAAGACGCUGGGAUUUGAAGGAGCUAUUCUGUGAUCUGUGCUUCUAGUAAGUGACUGAUAGUAUUCUAGACUGGACUGGUCUGUGAGUACAGAGACUGAGUUGCAAUUAAGUGAAAAAUAGAAUACAAGAUCUUGAAGAACUGCACUGAGGUGCAAGCCAGAUUUAACACUCCAGUGCUGUGAACUGAGAAGUUGCUAAGGAAACCUGUCACAGGACUGAUUGUCGCCGCUUACUGCCUUUCUCUCUGUGUCGUUGUUGCCUUUUGCUGUUACACUGCUUGUGCUGUCUUUCUAAGCCCAGAUGUUCUCCGAUAACUCCCACUGCCCUGACUGUGGGCAGCAGUGGUUCCCUAGUUUAGAACUAGGGCAUUGGUUAUACCAAACUGAACUUGUUGAGAAUGAAUGUUACCAAGUGUUCUUAGACCGUAUUAACCGAGCUGAUUAUUGUCCUGAAUGCUAUCCUGACAAUCCUGCUAAUAGAAGCCUUGUUCUGCCUUGGUCUUUCCCACUUGAGUGGGCACCUCAAAAUCUCACCAGGUGGACCUUUGAGAAAGCUUGCCACCCAUUUCUUCUGGGUCCGCCACUGGUUAGAAAAAAGAUACACGACUCCAGAGUAGCUGGUUUUAAUCCUGCAUUACAGUUGAUCUUGACCAGAACAGACAAAACCUUAAACAAGAAACUUGGCCAAAGCAAGUGACUUCUGUAACAGAAUCAUGAACUCUUCCAGGGCUUUGUGUUCAUAGCCUAGGGGAGAUGAAUAGUAACUUGUUUCUGUUUUCUUUCUCUUUUUCUUUCUCUCUUAAUUUUUUUUAAGGUGCUGGGGAUUGAAUCUGGGUGCCCUUAUGCAUGCUAGGCAAGUGCUCUUCCACUGAGUUUAACCCGAGGCCCCUCUAAAUCCGACUCAGACUGUCACUACUUGGUCUACUGCUUGACUUGUUGGGUCUGCUUCUGCGAUCUAUGCAUUUUGUUUUUUGUUUUUAGCAUAAGUUUAGUCAGUAUUGCAGACUAUUUACCUAGAACCAAACUAACCUGUAGUCCAGACAAAUGCUUUAGAACUAGAUUGCCCCUCCUAAGUAUUGACGAGAUAAUGUGGGCUGGAGGGGAGGCCCCACGCUCUAUGCCCCAUUAACUUUUUCUAACAGCAACUUUUAUGAGAACACAUUCUUGUAGCUGGAUUCUAGAUUAUUCUAGUAAAUUUUAAUACACUACAUUGUUCUAGAUUUCUCCUCUUAGACAUUGAUCAGUAGUGAGAGAGAUGUGUAUGUUUAUAAAAUUUUUUCACAUAUAUAUUGACACUUUUAUCCUCAGCAUAAGUGUUACAGUGUUGAUAACUGGUCCUUUCACAUUCUAUUUGUCAAUACCUACAGAGGUUACAAAAAAGGGUUGAGAAUGCUGCCAGUUUACACUUACUUGUCUCUACAUAACCAAAGACUGCUCUGUCUUGUGGUGACUGAAUUUAACGCCCUCCUAUGGAAAUGGAAAAAUAACCUGUGCUAUGAAAUUCAGAACAAAUGGUAAAGCUUGACUCCAUAUAAUUUAAGAAUAGUCUAGUGGAUGCUUUUGAUAUAAGAAUGUGUUGCUGAGCAUUGGCCACAUUCUGGGGUUCUCCUGUUCAUGGAAAUCAUGGAAUCAGAUUUGGAGUUAAGCAACUAGAAAAAGCUCCUGGGAACAUCUGAGAAGCCACUGAACAAUUUUUAAAUCCCACUUAAGAUUCUAGGUGAUCCAGUGCUUGUGUAGCAGCGAAAAUGUCGUCAAGGACCUGGUUCUUCUCUUUGCUCCCCUGGAGUUCUUAGGGGGGUUGCCUUUUUUUCAUAGUUCUUCUUGAAAUGAGUUCAGUUAUGCUUUGUUGUGCCAGACUGUAGGGGCACGUGGCUUUCUUUCUUACAAGUCUUAAUUUGGAAAUAAAAUCUUUCUGAAACGUC
Peromyscus eremicus (cactus mouse) is the source of this 3383-nucleotide messenger RNA. It is a transcript of the gene Tor1aip2, whose product is annotated as torsin 1A interacting protein 2. The record is from RefSeq and is a predicted model, not a curated record. NCBI's taxonomy places the organism in Eukaryota, Metazoa, Chordata, Mammalia, Rodentia, Cricetidae. The transcript has 2 exons. Bases 1763 to 2158 code for a protein of 131 amino acids.